AUGUCAAAGGAGGAUCGUUCGAAUUUGCUUCUUCGAGAUUUUGAACCAUCUAUUGUUCGACUUAAACGUAAACUUCGUCUUAUUCUUAAUAAAAAUCUCCGACAAGAUAAAAUUAGUAAUGAAAAUAUUACUCUUGUUGAAUUUAUAUUAUAUUCAAUAUUUCUUAUAAUUGUUAUUAUCAUGUGUACUAUGAAUUAUAUUUCUCAAGAUCUUUUCUAUGCCGAUAAAUGUAUUCGACGAUUACUUAUUAAUAAAUUCGAAUUAAAUAAAGUUAAAACAAUUGAUACAUUUUGGAAAUAUAUAGAUCGAUUUAAUAAUGAACUUUAUACUAAUGUUAUUCAAUUAAAACAAAUAACAAAUAAUACGAAAGAACAAUUUACUCAUCAAAUAUUAUUCUCAAAUGAAAAUUUUAUUCUCGGUACACCGCGUCUACGUCAAAUCCGUAUUGAUGAUACCUAUUGUUAUAUUAUGAAAGAUCUUAGUGUACGAAAAAUAAAUUGCUAUAUACCAUAUGAUAAAUCUAAAGAAUAUCGAGAUAAAUUCACUUCAAUCACAGGCGCACAAUAUAUUUAUACAUCAUCAAAAACAACAUCUGCAUUAAAAUUAACAAAUAUAUAUGGACCAUAUGAUACUGGUGGUUUUAUUUAUCAUUUUGAUUCAAUAAAACAAUUGAAUGAUGAAGCUAUGGAAAGCUUGAAAACUAAUGCAUGGUUAGAUUUAAGUACACGAGCAAUUUUUCUUGAAUUUAUCUAUUUCAAUCCAAAUACUGAACAAAUUACUUCAAUUAAUAUUCUUUUUGAAUUUCUUACAACUAGUACAAUUGAAACAAAAGAUUUUUUCUAUACAAUUCCAAUAAACAGUUUCUUUUUUGGACGAAAAAAAUUAUUAGGAAUAUUUCACAUUUUAUUUCUUCUAUAUUAUAUUAUAUAUACUUUUUAUUAUGUUGGUAAAAUAGCUGAAUAUCGUUUAUGGUUUAUUAUGUCAUCCUAUUGGAAUCUUUAUGAUCUUAGUUUACUUAUUUUAUUUAGUAUAUCAUUUUAUUUUGAUAUUAAAUAUCUUGUAUAUAUAUCUCAAACAAUAAAUUGUUUAUCCACACCUAAAAAUGAUAUAUUUAAAGAAUUGAUUUCAUUUAUUGAAACACAAAUCAAUCGAAUGGAUUUACAAGCUUAUAUAAUAGCAGCUAGUCUUAUUCGUUUACUUCGUUUUUUACCUCAUUUUUCUCAUUUAAUAUCAAAUUUACUUAAUGUCUUCUAUAAAUCAAUUCGAAAUUCAUUUGGUUUUCUUCUUCUAUUCAUUCUUAUAUUUCUAUCAUUUGUUGUUUUUGCAACAUUUCAUUACGGGAAUGAAUUAUACGAAUUUCAUACAUUUGCAUUAACAUCUUAUACACUCAUUCGAUGUACACUAGGUCAAUUUGAAUAUGAUCGUGCUUAUCGUGUUUCACCAACAUGGACUCCCAUUUUCUAUAUGUUAUAUGUAUGUAUUAUAUUUUUUAUAUUACUUAAUUUAUUAAUUGCAGUUAUAAAUGAAACAUAUGUAUUGAGUAAAGAAGAACAAAAACAAAUUGAAGAUGAUCUUCAAGAAGAAAAUAUUUCUCAUAGAAAUUAUUCUAAACAACCAAAAUUUAUUCAACAAAUAACUUCGUUUCUUAAGAAAUCGAUUGAUAAUGAUGAUGAUAAAAUUUCACUAGAAGAAAAACAAAUUUUAAUUAUUGAAAAAUUAAAAAAAAUUCUUGUUAAUGAUGGUUAUAAUAAAGAUAUGAUCGAGAAAUUUUUUGAAUCUAAUAAUGAUGAUGAUAGAUUUCUAUUAGAAAUUGAACAAAAUCAAAUAAUAAAAAUUCUUUAUAAUGAAUUUAAGAUAUUUAAUAAUCAAUAUGAAAAAUUAGCACAAGAUUGGCAAAAAACAGUUCGAAAUGCUCGUCAAUUAAUUCUUGUUAAUACAAUUGAUAUUGAACAAGUAUUAAUAAUGAAAAAUAAUUUAGAUAUUCUUGAUCAACGUUUAAAAAAAUUUGAAAAUCUUAUUCCGAAAAUUCUUGAAAAUAUUCGUGAACUUUAUGUUAAUCAUUUUUUUCAAUAA
This is a messenger RNA of Adineta steineri, 2073 nucleotides long. NCBI's taxonomy places the organism in Eukaryota, Metazoa, Rotifera, Eurotatoria, Adinetida, Adinetidae. The record is from the annotation of a GenBank genome assembly.